Camelina sativa (false flax) is the source of this 1792-nucleotide messenger RNA. Its product is annotated as UDP-glycosyltransferase 85A1. The record is from RefSeq and is a predicted model, not a curated record. Lineage: Eukaryota; Viridiplantae; Streptophyta; Magnoliopsida; Brassicales; Brassicaceae. Gene Ontology annotation, molecular function: quercetin 3-O-glucosyltransferase activity; quercetin 7-O-glucosyltransferase activity.
UAUGUUCCCUAUAAAAUGGGGUAUGUUAAAGACAAACCAAAACUCACAUUUGUUUAUUACAAAAAAGAAGAGACUCACAAUUGUCUUCCCGGAAGAGAGAUGAAAAUGGGGUCUCAUGUCGCUCUUAACGCACAAAAACCACACGUAGUUUGCGUUCCCUAUCCGUCUCAAGGCCACAUCAACCCUAUGAUGAAAGUGGCUAAACUCCUCCACGCUAGAGGCUUCCACGUCACCUUCGUCAACACCGUCUACAACCACAACCGUUUCCUCCGUUCUCAUGGGUCUAUUUCCCUAGACGGGCUUCAUUCGUUUCGGUUUGAGUCCAUUCCUGACGGUCUACCGGAGACCGACAUGGACACCACGCAGGACAUAACAGCCCUUUGCGAGUCCACCAUGAAGAACUGUCUCGUUCCGUUCCAGGAGCUUCUCCAACGGAUCAAUGCUAGAGAUGAUGUUCCCCCCGUGAGCUGUAUUGUAUCCGACGGUGUUAUGAGCUUUACGCUUGAUGCUGCGGAGGAGCUUGGAGUCCCGGAGGUUCUUUUUUGGACAACCAGUGGUUGUGCGUUCUUGACUUAUUUACACUUUUAUCUCUUCAUCGAGAAGGGUAUAACUCCGCUAAAAGAUGAGAGUUACCUAACGAAGGAGCAUUUAGACAUGGUUAUAGAUUUUAUACCGACUAUGACGAAUCUAAAACUAAAGGAUAUUCCUAGCUUCGUACGUACCACAGAUCCUGAUGAUUUUAUGCUCAAAUUCGCCUGCCGCGAGACCGAGCGAUCCAAACGUGCUUCUGCUAUCAUUCUGAACACAUUUGAUGACCUUGAGCAUGGCGUUAUCCAGGCUAUGCAAUCUAUUUUACCUCCGGUUUAUGCAGUUGGACCGCUUCACCUCUUAGCAAACCGGAAGAUUGAGGAAGGUAGUGAGGCUGGAAUGAUGAAUUCAAGUUUAUGGAAAGAGGAGAUGGAGUGUUUGGGAUGGCUUGAUACUAAGCCUCAAAACAGUGUCAUUUAUAUUAACUUUGGGAGCAUAACGGUUUUGAGUGCGGAGCAGCUUGUGGAGGUUGCUUGGGGUUUGGCAGGAAGUGAGAAAGAGUUUUUAUGGGUGAUCCGGCCGGAUUUAGUAGCCGGAGAGGAGGCGAUGGUUCCACCAGAGUUUUUAACUGAGACUGUAAACCGGAGAUUGUUAGCGGGUUGGUGUCCUCAGGAGAAAGUUCUUUCCCAUCCAGCGGUUGGAGGGUUCUUGACGCAUUGCGGAUGGAACUCGAUAUUGGAAAGUCUUUCAUGUGGAGUUCCUAUGGUGUGUUGGCCAUUUUUCGCAGACCAGCAAAUGAAUUGUAAGUUUUGUUGUGACGAGUGGGAGGUUGGGAUCGAGACAGGUGGAGAUGUGAAGAGAGAUGAGGUUGAGGCGGUGGUUAGAGAGGUCAUGGAUGGAGAAAAGGGAAAGAAGAUGAGAGAGAAGGCGGUAGAGUGGCGGCGCUUGGCAGAGGAAGCGACAGAACAUAAAGUUGGCUCCUCAAUUGUGAACUUUGAGAUGGUUGUCAGCAAGUUUCUUUUGGGUAAAAAAUCACAGGAUUAAACUGUUUGUAAUGAUCACCAAGUAAGUGUUUUUUCUUGUUUCUGUCAUGUGUUUUAUUUUAUAAGAUGUUAUGGAAUUUCUUCUUUAUGUUUCACUUUAUUUUAUAGUUUUUUGUGUUUUUUUUUGUCAAACUAGUUUUUUUUUCUUUUUUCUUAUAUUUUAUAUAUUAAAUUAUGUGUUUUAGUUGAUUCAUGGUAUAAAUUUAAAUGGUGGAGUAACA